GCUAGUUGCAAUGACCGAGAAUUGCAGACAGAAAUUCCGCUCCCUUGUGUUUUUUGGAUAGAAGGUACUAACUAAACAGCACUCUUAUCAUUAAUCAUAAAAAUUAUUUCUUUCAUGAAGAUAAGGUUUAUUUGGGUCCUUGUUUAAAUCUAUUCUUUACCAGACUAGUCCACGUCAUCGUGUAGCUUCUGCAACGAGCAAGCGGCCAUAUUAACCGGUUGACAGCUCGGUACCCUCCGUCGUUUCUUUGAAGAUUUGUCGUCUAAAAACAACUUUCACCAGUUGGAUUAUUAGUUUACAUCCUAGAUCAAAAUGAAUAUCUUCCGUCUAUUGGGAGACUUGUCUCAUCUUCUGGCUAUUGUCAUACUUCUGUUGAAGAUAUGGAAAAGUCGUUCGUGUGCAGGUAUUUCGGGUAAGUCUCAAUUUCUGUUUGCCUUGGUCUACACCACCAGGUACUUGGAUUUAUUGACAAACUAUGUCUCGCUCUACAACUCUUUCAUGAAGGUGGUAUUCAUUGCAGCAUCCUAUGGCACACUUUAUUUAAUGUAUGUCAAAUUCAGGGCUACAUAUGACCGAAAUCAUGACACAUUCAGAGUCGAACUCUUGCUUAUUCCUGUUGCCGCCUUGGCUCUCCUUUUCAACCACGAGUUCUCUGUCAUGGAAGUGCUGUGGGCUUUCUCAAUCUAUCUGGAAGCAGUUGCGAUCUUGCCCCAACUUUUCAUGGUUUCCAAGACUGGAGAGGCUGAAUCUAUCACAUCACAUUACUUGUUUGCUUUGGGCUCCUACCGUGCUCUGUACAUCUUAAACUGGAUCUACCGUUACUAUGGUGAGAGCUUCCAAGAUUGGAUCGCUGUAGUUGCCGGCAUCGUUCAAACUAUUUUGUACUGCGACUUCUUCUACCUCUACAUAACCAAAGUUCUCAAAGGAAAGAAACUGCAACUACCAGCAUAAACAAAUUUAUUAUCUUCAUCAUCAUCACCAGGAAUUUGUUGGCAAAUUGUCACGCCGCAACAAGAUGGAGAUGAGAAGAAAGCAAGUGUGUAUGUGUGUGUGUUACAUGCAGAUUGGCCUUUUAAUAAUUUCCUUUCCGCGUUUCAUUUUAAUGUUUCUUGAUUAUUUUUUCCUGUUUAUCCUGCAAAGAAGGAAAAGCUUGAGCAAAUGAAUUUUUCGCAAAGCCAACAAAGGAUGCGAUUUUCAGCUCAUGAUACAGGGGGCUAAUUAAAAUUUGUUUUCAAUAAAAGAAUUUUUUUUCUGCUAAACAUAAAGUCCGUUCACGUUACAUCUUCCACCUGUUGUCCACUGUACACGGCAUAGAUAGGAAUGGAGCGGCAUUAUUUAGAGUGGGGUCUCUAUCUUUUAAUUGUAUUGCAUAUAUUUUCCUUGAACUUGACAUUCAUCCGGUUCUGUGAUGGCCAUGUCGUAUAAAUCAUUAGGUAAAAUAGUGUAGUACACGGCUAAUCUAAUAUCGCUUAUUAAUGGUUGACCUUUUUCAUCUUGACCGCAGUUCAACUUCAAAUCUUUUUUUUACGUAACUCCAGACUAAUACCGUACUGUUAUCUUCUUCUAUAUACUCAUUUGCGGUAACCUCCAAACUUUAGCUUAGAUGACCUCGCAUGGCGUAACUAUUGCACAAUUAAUCAACGACUUAGUAAUGCACCAACACAAAUGUUUACCUUUUAUCCAAAGGCCAUCAUGUCGGCACUCAACAGUCAUCACGCUCAUCACCACAAUCUUCUUAUUAGUUUUAUGUAAAUAUUUCCCUAGUGAAUUACACGAAAGACCAAGCAUU
Daphnia pulex (common water flea) is the source of this 1789-nucleotide messenger RNA. RefSeq names its product ER lumen protein-retaining receptor-like (gene KdelR). The transcript has 7 exons. Gene Ontology annotation, biological process: protein retention in ER lumen; endoplasmic reticulum to Golgi vesicle-mediated transport. The record is from RefSeq and is a predicted model, not a curated record. Gene Ontology annotation, cellular component: endoplasmic reticulum; membrane; cis-Golgi network. Lineage: Eukaryota; Metazoa; Arthropoda; Branchiopoda; Diplostraca; Daphniidae. The coding region runs from base 313 to 951 and encodes 212 amino acids. Gene Ontology annotation, molecular function: ER lumen protein retrieval receptor activity.